Molecule: messenger RNA, 651 nt
Organism: Eruca vesicaria subsp. sativa (arugula)
Lineage: Eukaryota; Viridiplantae; Streptophyta; Magnoliopsida; Brassicales; Brassicaceae
Source: the annotation of a GenBank genome assembly
GCCUUCUCACUUUCGUAAUCACAUAAAACCUUCCUAUCUAUCCAGAAGAAGAAGAUAAUCUUCCUUUUAAGGUGAAAAAUGGCGAAGAAAGGAGGAGGAUCAGCAACAACUCUCGCAGAGGACGCACCGUGGCGUGUCUCCUCAGUAAAACCACUACCUCGAAUCAGCCGCUCACCGGUUCUCACCAUCUCUCAAACCCCAGAGACCGAUUACGCCAUUGCCGUCAUGAAGCAUCCUAAUCCAGUGGGAGGUGGUUUAGCGAUGGAAGCAGUGCUUGAAUCUGCAGGACCUGAAUGCGUUGUUCCUGGCCAAGUCACGCCUCUUCGUCUUCUUGGUGUUAAGGUGUGGCCUGUUGAAGUUGAUCUUAAGUUCUUGGAACCUGUGGAAAAAGAGCUCAAGAUGCUUGGCAAGUUCAUGGAUAAUGCGUUCGACCUGAUGAAUAAGUCUUUCAUCGACCGCUAAGCACAACUGGUUUAUGUACUUGUCAAGGACGUUCUACGGCUAGAGUUUUUGGAGAAGCUUUAAUUAUUACAGGCAGAGAAAGAUCAUAUGAUCUGAGCAAAGUUUAAUAUGGAGUGUUUGUGUGUGUCACUGUAUAUAGGGGAUUAAUUAUCUCCUUUGAAUAUUAAUGUUACAAACAAAAUCUAUAUG